AUGGCGGAAGUGGUGUCGUUGCAGCUGGAGGAGGAUCAGUCGGGCGAAGAAGCCAUGAUGCAAGAUUUCGUUCGGCUGCACAUGAUGAGUAUGCUGCAGCCUUUUGCAGAAAGGGUCCAGGUCAUCCAGGAGCAUGUGAAACUGCUCCAAGAUGCGCAGCAUCAAAGCUUGGGGCAGGUGAAGCACCUCGAGGGCUGUUCUGCUGCGCAAAGCGAAGAGCUUCAGAAGCUAAGCGAAGAGGUGCAGAGACACAAGGAGCAGCUGGAGGCCCAGCAGCUGGAGUUGGCCACGGUGAAGAAGGAGCGAAAUCGCCUCGAGGGAAACCACGAGAUCACCAAGGCCUCCGUGGCGAAGGCCCGCGAGAUGGCGGAGGAACUGGCAGAGCUGGUGGAAAAGCUGAGGGAACAGCAGAAAGGAAGCAUGGAGAAGCUGGAACUUUGUCACACAGAAUGGCAAGAGCUGGACAAGAGAUUGGUUGAGCGCUUUGAUACUCGUCUCGACAAGCAGGGGCGAGUUUGCAAAGAGCUGAAUGAAAAGCAGUUGGAGCUGCAGAAGAACCACCUCUCCUUAUCCUUGGAGGCCUUAAAAGAGGGCCUUGAGACCAGUUCCAGAGGCCAUCAAGCCGCAGCGCACGAGCUGCGCGAGGAACUUGAAGGACUCAAGGAAGAAUUACUGCAACGAAGCAAAGCCUGGGCAGACACCAACAGAGAGGUGCAUCAUUUGCAAACCUGGGCGGAAGAAUUGAGACAGUUGCAGCAGCUCACUGAGAAGCAGGACGUGGCCCAAGCUGAGCUGCAGGCCCAGCAGCAGCGCUUAGCGCAGCUGGAGCAGCGACUCUCCGACAUCCUGCUGCGACCGGACCACGAGGGCUCGGCACUUCGAGACGAGCUGGAGCUGGUGCAGAAGCAGCUGCAACAAUUCUCGGCUGAGGUGCUAAAAGGCAAAGAUCAGCAGAAAGCACACGUGGACCUCCUGAGCAGCGCGAGCAAUCGCUUGCACGAUCUUGAGGGCGAACUGCCGCGGCUUCACGAGCAGCUGAAUGAAUGCAAAGGAGAGGUGGAGGACUUGGCCACCUGGCGAACUGACAGCUCUCAAGUGUUGCAGGGCACUCAGCGGUCGCUCUCCCGUGCCGAAGCGCAACUUGGUGAGAUGCAGGGCCGAGUGAAAGAACUUGGCACUGGCUAUGAGGAGGUGCGGCAAGAGCAGGGCAGCACCAGAGAAAGUCUUACUAAGAUGAGCGUUGAGACCUCAAAGGGUUAUGAGCCCAACAUUGGGGCGCUGAACUCCGACGGUCAUGGCGAGGUCCCUGUCGGUGCCAUGCAGGGGACCGGGCAAUGUCAAUCCGUUCUACUCCGACAAGGUCCAAAGCGAACUCCGUCUUCAAGAACUGAGGCCUGGAAAUUUGCCUGCUGA
Messenger RNA from Cladocopium goreaui, 1413 nucleotides. NCBI's taxonomy places the organism in Eukaryota, Dinophyceae, Suessiales, Symbiodiniaceae. The record is from the annotation of a GenBank genome assembly.